GUGCGAGUAGUUUAGCUUCAUUCCACCACGGAGAAGCCAGUGGAACGUGUCGGUUAUAGCUCAAGUUGGUACUUUAAUUUGCAACCACGUAGAAACAGCCAGAAAGGAACAUUUAUUAACAUAAUACAUUUGUUUUAUUGCCUGAAAGGACAUAAAGUGAGCUACAUAUUACGGACUGGAAUCCAGGACGAAUUCUGUGAUCUACAAAUAAACUAUCUAGCUAGCGUGCUAACAAAGAAAAUCCUUUCUCUUGAGAAAUAAUCCUCACUAUUCUCUUUAGUUAUGAGUCAUGUGGUCGUUGAUAAUCCACACGGUCUAGAUCAGCAGGUGAGUGUUUACUUCAUUUUUAAUUGAUUUAGUAAAAUUACAAAUGAACAAAUAUCGUUAGGACAGCUAGAAUAACACUGUCAGCGUAUGCUAAAUUAGCAAGCUAAAGUGGUUGUAGCCAAGCUACGUUAGCUAGCGCGUAGCUAACUGCGUGGAUAUGGCUGGUAAAAUGGUGGUUGGUGUGUGUCGCCGGUGAAAUUACAUGGUCAUGGCGGAGCUAGCGAAUGCUGCCUGGUAAUAUUCGGUUUUGAUCAGACUUCUUGGUAGCAAAUUCUUUGUCUCAAAAAGAUUGUCGUGAACUCUUGCUAUCCAUUACUGCAUAGUAGCUAGCUAGUUGUCAGAUUUUUUUAUUUGUAUACCUAUAUACUGUAUUUAACCAACCAGACUAAGGUUAGCUACACGUGAGGCCGGUAUCGAUUGCGCAGUUGAUGAUUUUACGGCAAUUUUAUCCAGGCUUGGUUAGGCCUUAGCUAACGUUGGCUAGGUCAUGUAACUAUCUACAGAGCCUAGAUUGUCAGCAUGUAUAAUAGUUAGAUACCUGGCAAUUGAUAUUCAACUAACUUUAGUUUAGUAGUUAGCUGGUUACCUUGAUGAAAUUCUACCGGCCGGUAAAAGUAACGUUAACUGCUGAGUCUUGAAACGUGGCGCAGGAAAUAACAAUUGCUCUACUGUAUAGUAGGUGACGAAUAGUAAAAAACCUACUCCAGACUAAGUUUACAAAGCCAAUAUAUCAUUGGCUAGUUAAUGUUGGGUUUUAGUUAUGUAAAACCUAGUUAACUAGCAAUUUAACUUCCGUUGAUUUUAUUUUCUAUGUAGCUAGUUAGAUGUUAACGUUAGUCUAUUCACUACUAACCUUAGGGCCCAAGCCAAGAACGUUGGCUGUGAAUCGAAACUUUAGCACACACAGAAUCACCUUAUCUUUAAUAAUGUCAACAUUCGAUUUGUUGACUUGACCUACAGGCUAUCUCUCAUAGUGAAAACUUGAACUUUUCCAGCCAGUGCUAGGAUCUGAUUUUUUUUGUGGCACUGUGCUCUAUCAGAUUUUGAAGCAUUUAUUCACCCCUUGGUUAUACCAUGCUUGUGUUAAGUGUGCCUUAACAGUAUUUUAUGUAUUUUCAGCUUGCUGGCCUAGACUUGAACUCUGACGGACAAGGAGGCAGUAAGUAUUCACAUAAAUUGAACUGUCUCAAGUGGUGUUCCUCUUUGAGCACAGAUGUUCAUAGCAGAAUGAUAUAAUAGAUAAUGCAAUUAUUUACUAAUAGCCAUACACAGUGCAAUAAUACAUUUGUUCAGUAAUUUUGACAAUCCUCUUUCGCAGAACAAUUUGCUAUCAUUGAAUGCCCUAAGGCAAGGGUUCACAAACUUCUUUGGCCCGCAUCCCCAUUUUGAUAUAAAUAAUUUCCUCACCCCCACCAUGUAAAAAAAAUAAAUACAAGUGAUCAACGGCCAAUCCUAACUUUAAAAAAAAAAUUGGAACUAUGACAGUCUAUUACAAAUCAGUCUGACAGAAUUUCAAUCUGAAGGACGUAUGGUUUGAAGUGACUGAAAUGCAUCAAAAAGGUAUUUGGAUGUUCAGAAGAUAAUUAAGCAAUCAUUUUGUAUGGUCUAUGUAGAAAAUAACAUUGUCAUCAUUGAUGUCCCCCCCCAGUCUUAUUUAGUACCUGUUCUUGUCCACUCUGUUCUAGUGAAUCCUGCGCGUUUGUGAGCAUUGUAGAGGGAAACUGAAGACUCGUGUUCCUUAGUCUUAUCUUUCCGUGAUGGGGUCAUUAUAUUUUGUAGCUUAAACCGUUCAAAAGUUAGAGCCACAUUUGUAGGAAGUGACCCGAAACCGCUUACUGACAAACCCGGUUCUAUGGACCAGGCGUGAUUUUUGUAAGUUUAUCUCAGUUUCUCUCGCGACCCCAUUUUCAAACCAGGCAACACCACAUAGUUUUGGAAACGCUGCCCUAAGGGGUUAGCAUGUACAGAUGACAUGUAUGCUGAAGGUGGCAAAAGGACACUUGUGAGUUGUAUCAAUUUGCAAGACCAUUUUUAUUUUUUAUAUAUAGGAUACCUUUAAAAUUUUCCUGAACAAGGAUUUGCAUGCAGUGUAGCUCAUUGUGGCGAUUCCGUUUAUCCUCAUAUUCAUAGCUUUACCAUACAAUGUGUUUCUCGAUACGAAGACUGACAGUCCUACGAUUUUUCACUUUUUCCAGGGCGUUACAUUCCACCUCACUUGAGGAACAAAGAGGUUUCCAAAAACGGUAAGUCAUCACUUUGACACACAGUAAAUUACACACAAGACAAUGAUUAUGUCCCAAUUCUAUAGGCAUACCCUUCUGCCCUAAGUGUGCACUUGGUCACUUCCCUUCAUGGAUUUAAAAGUUAAGGUGUAAACUCGCUUUAGCCUACCCUUACACCAUUUCAGUCCUUUUAAAUGCAUGAGGCAGGGUGUACAAGUACAGAAUUAGAAAACAAAGGACUUGUCAUUUAAUGAAGGUGUACAAUAUGUUUUGGUCAGUGUUUUAAUAGGGUAAGGAUGCAUUUUUGUCAGUUAAGCAGAAUUCUAUUUUUAAAAUAUCACAGUAACCCGAUUUGUACGCAUUUCUGCUCCUCCUUGAGGCCAAAGGCAACCAAGAAAGACUAAAAUUCCCCUAGUGCAGGAGUUUAUGGGAAAAAACUACAAUUGAUUGUCUCUGUGCUUUUAUUGGAAAAUACAAAGUAGAGCAUGCUACCCUCAAAGUAAAACCAGAUGCUUUACCCCAUCCUGAACAGCAUGAAAAUAUGUCUUUCAGAGUAGGCCUUAAGGAAUUAAAUGCUUUUGUCAUUCUAUACGAUGGCGCCAGUGUAUGGCGACACUUCACAAGCAACUCUCUUGCUACUGUUUGUCAUUUUGUUAACCAAGUUGUUUAUCCAAAAUGUAGCACUAACACUUAAUUACAACCUGAGUUAGUUUUUCUUGACUAACAAUUUUUGGCGCACAAACGUGGAAAUAAUCUUACUCCUGUUCACCAAAUUUGUAAUACUUAAUGAUCAAAUGUCACCCCUUCCACCUGCAUAAGGAGUUUACCUGUUAUUAUGAUAACUGUUGCCGUACAGCCCCAAGCCAAUUAUUCUACAACUUUUGACAAACUUAAUUAUAGCGUUAUUAAAACAAAUAGGAAAACGUGCAGCCAGAGGCCAUAUCUAUCGUCGCGGAGGACUAUAAUUUGCCACCUGGGGAAAGUACUGGCAAAAUACUUUCAAUAUGUCCCCUGACCAGGUGUGACAAAACACUGGACCAUUGCUGCUCCUUCACCCAGGGACCAUAUCGCUCCUUGACACAACCCUACUUCAGCGAUCAGAUCACUCAUCAGUCCUUCUUACUUCCUGUUUACAAAGUGAUGAGCACAAAGGCUACACUUAGUGUACAGUUAGUGCUGAUCCAGUGACUUGCAACUAGGAUACAAGGACUUCUACAAUAAAUUAAUGUGUGACCUAGAGCAGUGGUUCCCAAAGCUCUUGAGGACCACCAUUCGCACAGUCACAUUUUUUUUGCACAAAAUAACUUAACGGACCUCCCGUUGGGAACGGCUGACCUAGAGAAUGUUAUUGAGGUUGCUGGAAGACCGAAGGAGAAACUGGAAAACUAGUUCAGGGUAUCCGACUGGUGCACGUGGCAAGUACUUCAGGCCAUCGCAGAACAAAGCUAGCGGAAUUGCCCACAUUGACUCCUCACUCCCAGAUGAGCUGAACAACUCCGAACUACAGCUUCCAGCAACUCAGAGGAAUAUUUACGAAAGUUUCAAUCAAGACACGAUGUUCUGUUGUCCAACCUUGUAGUCUUGUGAUUCCUAAUGUUUGUUGGCCGGGUGUUUGUUGGCCUGUUAUCGGCACAGGCAUAUGUUGAGUUGCAUGAGUUAACAGGGCUGUUAUACCAAGCACUAUCGCUGACGUGAAGAGACUACGCGACAGACCAGGCAACUAGUUUUUAAAGCUGAACUUCACGCAAAUUAUCAGCGACGUACCAGUUUUGUUUGCUACUUGCUCCCCACUGGGCCCAACACAUCACAGUAAUCUUUAGGGCAAGAUAAGUCUGAGUUCUAAGAAAGUGUCCCACUAGCACUGACUCAUUAUGGCUAAAGACUGACUUGCCUCUUAGAAGUUGUGCAAAAUCUUAAAUGUCAGAGUAAAUCCCAAUUGAACAUCUCAUUGAUCAUGGCACAGAGUUUGUCUUGGGUUAGUUUCAUCUACCUUUUGUGACGUUAUUUGUCUUUUUAUUCCACAACAGAAAAUGCCUAUUCCUCUGGUAGACAGUACGGUUAUUCAGUGCCACCACCAGUAAACUUCUGUAAGUCCCUUCCGUCUGCUUUGUGCUGAGAUGCAUGAAAUGGCCUUACGCACAGCAACACCAAUGUGGGGUGUUCCAGAUGCACAGGUUCUGUUCAAUGGAGCUUUAUCAUUUUGAGAUGGUUCCUAAAAUGUUCAACAACUUCAUAGUAAAGAUCUGAUAAUGUGCAUUGGCACAAACUUCAGCUGAAUCUGUAUCUGGAACCCAAUGUGAAAUGGGCUUAGACUUUUGAAAGACAAUACUUUUACCACUCAGAGAAUCAGAGAACGCCACCCACAAUUCCCACUACUGGGAAUAGGGUAUCUCUUUAGAAUAUGCAGCCAUAGUCGGGUGUCGAGGCUACUUUUAGUAUGAAGUAGCUUGCUUUUGGUGAAAAGGGUGUUUUUUAAAUGUCUUUUGAGUAAGGUUCUGCCCUGCAUCGCUAGUAUGGCUGUAUUACUAAUGCCAAUGGGAGCUGCUCAAUGCUCAAUGCUAACAUCCUUAUGUUGAGUAUCUGCAGUAGGAAUAAAGCUGUAUCAAAAUGAGCCAACAUUGUGCCUUCUGAUCAUCCUAGGAACAUACCAAAUGAAUACAAUUAAAGCAGAGCCUGUUCGAUGAGCUUAAAUGUCUAGUAUUCUAGCCUAUACUUGGAAUCCUUCCUAUAGGCACUGUAAUGUUGCGUUCAUAACCAAGUGGGAAGGUGGUAUUUACCACAUACAACUGGGGAAAAUAUCAUCCCUGAGCUCUGACUUCUCCCACAUGCUGACCUCUGACGUCACCUACUAAGGAAAUGACCUCGAACAGCAUUUAAAUGCAACAACAAUACGCUAUUAAUAAAAAUAAAUCUAUUCAUGGUUUUUGAACAUAAUUUCAAGCAUGAUAGCUGUACUUUUUAGCCAAUCUGCGUUUUUUAAAUGAGUUCAAAGCACGUGAAUGCAUCUUAACUGGUAUUUAUGAUGUCACAACUGCUAAUUACAACCAUCCCACUUGGUUAUGAGUGUGUCAAUGUAAAUAGUCUGGGUGGCCAUUUUUAUUAAUUGUUCAGCAGUCUUAUUGCUUGGGGGUAGAAGCUGUUAAGGAUCCUUUUGGUCCUAGACUUGGUGCUCCGGUACCACUUGCCGUGUGGUAGCAGAGAGAACAGUAUGACUUGGGUGACUGGAGUCUUUGACAAUUUUUUGGGCUUUCCUCUGACACCGCCAAGUAUAUAGGUCCUGGAUGGAAGGAAGCUUUGCCCCAGUGAUGUUCUGUGCCGUACGCACUACCCUCUGUAGCGCCUUUACAGUCAGAUGCCGAGCAGUUGCCAUACCAGGCGGUCCCCUGUAGCUCAGUUGGUAGAGCAUGGCGCUUGCAACGCCAGGGUUGUGGGUUCGUUUCCCACGGGGGGGCCAGUAUGAAAAUGUAUGCACUCACUAACUGUAAGUCGCUCUGGAUAAGCGCGUCUGCUAAAUGACUGAAAUGUAAAUGUAAAAGAUACAACCGGUCAGGAGGCUCUCGAUGGUGCAGCUGUAGAACUUUUUGAGGAUCUGGGGAUCCGUGCCACAUAUUUUCAGUCUCCUGAGGGGGUAAAGGUGUUGUCGUGCCCUCUUCACGAUUGUCUUGGUUUGUUUGGACCAUGAUAGUUUGUUGGUGAUGUGGAGACCAAGGAACUUGAAGCGCUCGACCCGCUCCAAUACAGCCCCGUCGAUGUUAAUGGGGGCCUGUUUGGCCCGCCUUUUACCUGUAGUCCACCAAUCAGCUCCUUUGUCUUGCUCAUAUUGAGGGAGAGGUUGUUGUCGUGGCACCUCACUAUAGGCUGUCUCAUCGUUGUCGGUGAUCAGGCCUACCACCGUUGUCGUCAGCAAACUUAAUGAUGGUGUUGGAGUCAUGUUCGGCCACACAGUCGUAGGUGAACAGGGAGUACAGGAGGGGACUAAGCCUGCAUCCCUGAGGGGCCCCAGUGUUGAGGAUCAGCGUGGCAGACGGGUUGUUGACCUGUUUUAAAGGUCUUGCUCACAUUGCUACCGAGAGCGUUAUCACUCAGUCGUCCGGAACAGCUGGUGCUCUCAUGCAUGCUUCAGUGUUGCUUGCCUCAAAGCUAGCAUGAAAGGCAUUUAGCUCGUCUGGUAGGCUUGCGACACUGGGCUGCUCGCGGCUGGGUUUCCCUUUUGUAGUCCAUAAUCGUUUUCAUGCCCUGCAACAUCCGAUGAGCGGUCAAUGCCGGUGUAGUAGGAUUCAAUAUUAAUCCUGUAUUGACGCUUUGCCUGUUUGAUGGUUUGUCUAAGGGCGUAGCGGGAUUCCUUAUAAGUGUCCCGCUCCUUGAAAGCUGCAGCUUUACCUUUUAGCUCAAUGCGGAUGUUGCCUGUAAUCCAUGGCUUCUGGUUGGGAUAUGUAUGUACGGUCACUGUGGGGACGUUGUCGAUGCUCUUAUUGAUGAAGCCGAUGACUGGGGUGGUAUACUCCUCAAUGCCAUUGGAUGAAUCCCGGAACAUAUUCCAGUCUGUGCUAGUGAAACAGUCCUGUAGCGUCGCAUCCGCGUCAUCUGACCACCUCCGUAUUGAGCGAAUCAAUGGUGCUUCCUGCUUUAGUUUUUGCUUGUAAGCAGGAAUCAGGAGGAUAUAAUUAUGGUUAGAAUGGAGGGCGAGGGAGAGCUUUGUAUGCGUUUGUGUGUGGAGGAAAGAUGGUCCAGAGUUUUAUUUUUUUUCUUCUCUCUGGUUGCACAUGUGACAUGGUGUUAGGUAAAAACGGAUUUAAGUUUGCCGCUGCUCAGCAGAUGUGGGAACUCCUUCAAGACUGUUGGAAAAGCAUUCCUGAUGAAGCUGGUUGAGAGAAUGCCAAGAGUGUGCAAAGCUGUCAUCAAGGCAAAGGGUGGCUACUUUGAAGAAUCUCAAAUAUAAAAUAUAUUUUGAUUUUGUUUAACACUUUUUUGGUAACUACAUGAUUCCAAAUGUGUUAUUUCAUAGAUUUGAUGUCUUCAUUAUUCUACAAUGUAGAAAAUAGUAAAAAAUUAAGAAAAACCCUUGAAUGAGUAGGUGUUCUAAAACCUUUGGACCGGUAGUGUGUGUGUGCACUUUAUUUUCUGGGAAUUUGUGUCUUUGUCUGGGAGUCCAAUCUAUCCCCUUCGUGGUCUCUGAAUACCUGACAACCUCAUAGUGCACGCUCUCUUUCUACCUGUCAUCAUCCCUCUGCCUCUCAUUCCUCUCCUCACCCAUGAAGACUCUCCAGGAGGAUGGGAUGGCGGACGCAGCAACGGCUUCGCCAACGGUUACCAUGACAACCGCAAUGGGGGACGCGGCGGGCCUCCCCGAAAUGACAGAGGUGGGCGUGCCAGCUACCGCGGUAACACCAUGGGUGGCACCUCGUUUAAUCAGCCAGUGCACACCGCAGGUGGGGAAACCUACUGUGCCAAAUAGUAUUUAUCUAUUCAUCACUAAUAAUAGUAAUUACAAUACUAAUAAACGGAUACAAGUAGUAUGUAAUGUAUUAUGCUGUAGAUCUGGUCCUCCUAGAUCCUACUGUGCAUAUAGACUAUAAAAACAAUUAUAAUAAUGGUAAUACUAGUUAUAACUUCUAAUAGUAGACGGAAUCUGCAGAGGCAGAAUUUCCUUGAAUCACCAGCAAUGGAAAUAAUGUAUGAAAUAAAAUGCGUGUUAAUACAAAUCAAACCUAUUUUAAUAGUUAUUGAUAAAAUACAGACAAUGCUGGAAGGGUACAGUUGGGGGGGAAAAACACCCCUGCAUAUUCCGUCUUACCCUAUACUCAUAUCAUUCGAUCUAAUCAAUCAAAUCUAUUUACCAAAGUAGCUUAUUUCCCGAACAAUAUUUUGAUGGUGGUAGGCCAUUCCUGCAUGCCGGUGGGAUGAUUUAAUGUAGCCACAGUUACUCACUGAUCUGUACACUCUCCCUACCCAGGGUUUGGUGGUGGACAAGAUGGUGGAGGCUGGGGAGGUGCUCCCAGACAAGAUGCAGCCUAUAACAGCUUUGGAGGGAGGGGCAAGUCUUCCUUCUACAGUGACCGUGGAUCAUCAGGGGGCAGAGGGGGGUAAGGACCAGUCAGUGCACUGUCUGUUGGAACUAUGUAUUGACCCAUACAAAUAUGUGUUGAGCAGUGUGUCUGUGGGGGUCUGUUGUAGUUAUCAGCGUGGAGGUUAUGGUGGUGGAGGUAACAACCGCUGGCAGGAAGACUCCAGGGACGACGAGGACUGGUCCAAACCCAGCCCCGCCAACGAACGCCUGGAAGCGUGAGUCUCGCUCCUCUCUUACAUUGGCCAAAACCAGUGUGUCUAGGACUUCUGCAACUUGAAGUGUGCCUUUUUAUAUAAGCAUACUCAACAAUAUUGAUCUUAGAUCGGUCUUAGUUUCACUCUUAACGCUGGUAGUUUGCAAUAUUCAGUUCAGUUAUUCUGGACAACUUUUGAAGAGUCCUGUUAGACGUUGUCUUGGAAAUCCCGUCUAAUGUGAUGUCCUCUAACCCAAACUAUAUUUUUCCUCUCCGCUCAUCCAGGGAGCUGUUCUCAAGCGGGAACACUGGUAUUAACUUUGAGAAAUACGACGACAUUCCAGUGGAGGCCACUGGCGCAAACUGCCCGCCACACAUCGAUAGUGUAAGUCACAUCACUGGCUUUGCCGCCACCAGUAGUCAUGUAAAUCAAGGGAAAUGCUGUGCAUGGGAAAAUGUUGAAGUGACUCUUAUUGACAGAAGUCAACAGCGUAGAAGUGAUCCAAAACUAACGCCGCUGGUGUUUUGGUAUUUCAGUUCCAUGAUGUGGACAUGGGGGAGAUCAUCAUGAGUAACAUUGCCCUGACCCACUACACGCGGCCCACCCCCGUCCAGAAAUACGCUAUCCCCGUCAUCAAGUCCAAGAGAGACCUCAUGGCCUGCGCUCAGACUGGUAUGGGACUGAAUGAAUGAAGGCAAUUCCACAGUGAGUGAUGCUGAGGCUCAGAUUUUUCACUUUAAAAUGUAUGUCAAAUUAAACUUAGCAAUCAUUGGUUUUAACAAACCAUAGCUAUGCACAAAGACUACUUUUAAAAAUGUCCACUGAAAAUGUUACACAAACACAUUUACUUGAAGAACAGUGCGGAUGCAAAGCUUGGUAACUGAAUGCCAACACAAACAGCACAAUCAUCAUUGUGUUACCAGUGCAUCUGCACUGUUCAAGUAAAUGUAUUUUUGUGAAAUGUUCAGUGCAAGUUAAAAGUAGUCCAUGUACAUAGUUGUAUAGUUUGUAUAACUUUGCAAACAGUUUUUUUUGUUUGACUUGCAUUUUAAAGUGAGAUCUGAGUCUCUUCAUCACUCUUAUUGUGGCAUCGCCCAUGAAGGAAGGAAGAUGCUUUACUUCAAAGGGGGAGAUGCUAAAGGAAGUGCUAGCUAGAUAUACUUUGAAUUUAAAACUUGUUUUUGGAUUGUCUUUCUAUCGCUUGCUACCUUUUUAGACCAGUAAAGAUGAAUGAUUAUUGUAUUGAGUAAAAGACUGAAUGUUCCUGUACUCAGGCUCGGGUAAGACUGCAGCCUUCCUGGUGCCAGUGCUGAGCCAGAUCUACACACAGGGGCCUGGAGACGCCGGAGCGGCUGCCAAGAACGGGCAGGUACACACACACACACACACGAACAGCCUGCAUCGUUGAGUUUUCCCAUCUGUCUGCAACACUGCUUUACUGUGAAAGCAAUUCAAUUGUCCCCCUGACUUGCUGGUGUGCUAUUUAUGUAUUCUGUGUGCUGAGGUUGACCCAACACUUGUCGUUUCUCUCCACAGGACAGCGGUAAAUAUGGGCGCCGUAAGCAGUAUCCCCUCUCUCUGGUCCUGGCCCCCACCAGAGAACUGGCCCUGCAGAUAUACGAAGAGUCCAGAAAGGUAUGGGCUACCCCCCCUCCCCAUUGGACAGAACAUGAAGGAUCUUGUAGUGACGCUGUAAUAGAGUAUCCUAGUGGUGGUUAAGGAAGAUGGACCGGUUGUUGACUUGAAAGUUGCUGAUUCCGAACAUGUUGAAUGAUUGCAGCUAGAUAAAGAAAAUAUCGACCUCUUUUCUUGGCAUGCACGCCGUUUCCUUGUACUCGUGUGUAUGUUAUGGAGGGACAAAAUGCCCAGUGCUAUGUCUUCGGUGCCAGAAUGUUUCUCGUCUUCUGGUUCUAUCCUCAGUCACUGGUAUACUCUUAUCAUGUUGAAAUGGAUGGGCAUCAGGUUCUAUGUAAUCUGAGUGUUCUGCAGGCAGAUGUGAAUCUAUGUAACAUCUGCUAUAGAACAAUACUCCAAAGACGACAAAAGGAUAAUGGUUAAUACUGAAUUAUGGGCAGUACUAGGGUUCUGAACGGUCCUGUGUAUGUCUUCCCCCUGUAGUUUGCGUACCGCUCCCGCGUGCGUCCCUGCGUGGUUUACGGUGGGGCUGACAUCGGACAGCAGAUCAGAGACCUGGAGCGAGGCUGUCACCUUCUGGUGGCCACACCCGGACGCCUGGUGGACAUGAUGGAGAGGGGCAAGAUUGGCCUCGACUACUGCAAGUGAGUGGGGCAGGCGCUCGGGCUUACGAGUUAGCUCGGGCUUACGAGUUAGCUCGGGCUUACGAGUUAGCUCGGGCUUACGAGUUAGCUCGGGCUUACGAGUUAGCUCGGGCUUACGAGUUAGCUCGGGCUUACGAGUUAGCUCGGGCUUACGAGUUAGCUCGGGCUUACGAGUUAGCUCGGGCUUACGAGUUAGCUCGGGCUUACGAGUUAGCUCGGGCUUACGAGUUGGCUAAUGUAAGUAAUUGACCUGAGUGCUAAGUGAACUGUUUCUGUCAUCCACGUCAGCUACCUGGUGCUGGAUGAGGCUGACAGGAUGUUGGACAUGGGCUUUGAGCCCCAGAUCAGACGCAUCGUGGAGCAGGACACAAUGCCCCCUAAAGGCAUCCGCCAGACCAUGAUGUUCAGCGCUACCUUCCCCAAGGAGAUUCAGGUAAACACACACACCGGUAGUAAUGACGAAAGCUUGAGAAGCUGAGUCAAACCCUUGGUGUGUGUUUCUGACUGUGUGUGUUUCUUACUGUGUAGAUGCUGGCGCGUGACUUCCUGGAGGACUAUAUCUUCCUGGCCGUGGGCCGCGUGGGCUCCACCUCUGAGAACAUCACCCAGAAGGUGGUGUGGGUGGAGGACGGUGACAAGAGGUCCUUCCUCCUGGACCUGCUCAACGCUACAGGUAAGGAACACGCACGAAUUAAAGACACCAACUCUACACUGUAAGACUCAAACCCUUCACACACUCACAUUCUCACACCCAUUCUCGCACAAACAAACCAAACUCCAUCCUAAACACAUGUAUAACGUUCAGUCACAGAUGUAUUGAAAAUAAUUCAUAACACUUGCUAAGGUUAUCUAAGAGGGUACAUUGUUAGCCUUUUCCCUUGCCCCCCACCCCCAGCCACCUGUUAGUCUGUCCGCCCAAAGUAAAUGAACAUCCACAUGGACACAAUUGUCUCCUAAACUAGUUGGCAUGAUGAACCUUCACCAUUCUCCUCUGGGUGAAACAGAGGGUGGUUGAUGGGAAAGCGCUAGUUUUCACAUCUGUUAAGUGUUAAGUUGCUCCAUACUGCCUUUGGUUUACUGUGCUGGGCGGUUUGGUUUUAUCUAGUCAUUCCCAGUGACGCUCCUGAUGUUCAGGAGGCUGCAGUGACACCUGGUAAGUAUUAUUAUGGUACUAUUAACCCCCCCCCCCCCCCACAUCUCCCUCUUUCUCCUUUCAUUAUUUCUCAGAGGAGCUUUAGGGCCAGAAAUAAUGCUUGCAGUCUCAGGGCCAGGGGAAUCCUACCCUUAGGUCAGGGGUGGGCAACUCCAGAGCUGUGGUGUGCAGGCUUUUAUUCUAGCCCAAUACUAAGACACUAAUUUGAGUCUAAUUGACACCAUAGCAGCCCUCCAGGACCUGGGUUGGCCAGCCCUGUCAUUAGAACCAGCGGUAACGCUUGCCACCCUUAAAGGAGGUUUCUAAGUGGAGCACAGCUAUUUUUCCUCUCUCUUUGGAAAAGGAAGUGUUUCUGGCUUGGUGUUACUGUCUGGGAUGAUUUUCAACUCUCACACACACAGCAUGUGUAGGGAGAUUAAGGACACGUUGGGCUGUUUGUCUUUGGAAACUGAGCUACACCUUCUGUUAGUCAAGCAGUUACGUCUAUUAUGGGUUGAGUCAGUCUACGGUAAAUAAAGUACACAUAAACCCCUCUGUAUUAGCAUCUUGUACGUGUCCCGAUGUUCCUUGGCAACUAGUAAAACAGCCCAUCAUGGAGAUUAACAAAUAACCUAGAUGUCACAGGAAGCUAGGACCAAAGCAAGCAGACAUCUUUAUCACCAUGGUAACCAGGACCUAAGAGGUGGACAUGCGUGUAGAUACCCAAGCCCUGUUUUGAAUACUUAGAAAAGACAACCUCACAGAAGAAUGGAGUGAUAUCUUUGAUGCAUGCCUGGAUAGAUGAAUGCUUGUCUUCCAUGCCAUAGGAUGUUAUCCUUCAUCUAUCCAAACAUGUCAGAUCAGUAAUUAAUCCAAGGAAGACAUUUUACAAACCUGGUCCUGGACUCCCAUCGCUCAGUGUUGCCAUGCCAACCAUACCAAACACGGCCUACCUGCCACUAAAUGCUGCUGCUGUGGAAACAGGCAUAGGGUCAUCAGAGAAUAUCAUCAAUGCCCCCAUCCCCCAAUCCCCAUAUCCCCAUACCACCAUCUCCAUCCAGUUUCACUGUCGAGUGUUUGCUCUGAUAGCCAUUAAUGCCGUGUUAGUCCACUGUAGAUAAAACAAUGAAGCUACUCACUCCAAAUAGUACCGUUCCAAAUGGCUGUGAAGACAUUUUGAGUUAUGGGACAGUCGGCUGGUUCUGAUAUGAGGACAUUUGGCAUGUAAACUCUGUAAAACAGAACCUAUAUAAACUUAAUGGAUGUCAGUGAAAGCGAAGCUGCUUCUGCACCCCUGGUCUCCAUUUUUCAGUUGCCUUUUUUGUUUCUUUGCACCACGGUGAUGAGGUUGGGAACAUUACCUGCUCUGUUAGUGCAGUCCAUUUUGACUUCCUGCUCCCCUCGCCCCACAGUCUAAUGUCUUAAUCCCACUCAUAGCCUGUGAGCUAAGUACUCAAAGUUUUUCUUUUUUCCCUCUUUCUCUGUCUUUCGGUCUCGCGCGCUCUCUAGGUAAGGAGUCUCUGACGUUGGUGUUUGUGGAAACCAAGAAGGGAGCGGAUGCCCUGGAGGACUUCCUGUACCGCGAGGGCUACGCCUGCACCAGUAUCCACGGAGACCGCUCCCAGAGAGACAGAGAGGAGGCGCUGAACCAGUUCCGCUCCGGUCGCUGCCCCAUUCUGGUGGCCACCGCGGUACGACAACACGCACACACUCUGUCAACACAGAAGUAGUGACGUCAUUCUCCCUUUUUAAUCUAGCAUGCAUCCAAACGUAUCAAGAUUUUAAUUGAAGCUACAUCAGUAACGUUGAUCACCUAAUGAACGGUUUUCCCCUUGCCGGUUGAAUAGUGUUUCCCUCUGUGUGACUGACUGCCUGUUGUAUCUCUCCUCCUCCAGGUGGCUGCUCGUGGUCUGGACAUCUCCAACGUCAAGCACGUUAUCAACUUUGACCUGCCCAGCGACAUUGAGGAGUACGUCCACCGUAUCGGUCGUACUGGUCGCGUGGGGAACCUGGGUGAGUGGGACUAGUGUUGGGGGGGUGUCUCCCAUCAUGACCUGUUUACUGUGUAUGUCAUGUAGAGGUGGGUUGUGGGUAGGAUUUUGACCCGGCCCAGCUUUAACACACCAGGGUCCUGUUCAUAAGGGCAUGCAAAUAAAGAAAGCUGUUGAACGUUUUGCGACGAAAAACGGGAAUGAGCUUUCUUUUGUUUGCUGCAUAAUUAACAUGACCCUGACUAAAUGGAUAAAUCACUAAAUUAGCCUUGGAAUUGCAUCAUAUUGUUAGGGAUAGCUAGGUUAUGUGUGUUCCUCUGUCACUCACCUUGUGUAUCCAGUUCUGUUGUCAGUCUGACAUCCGGUUGGUUGUAUAAUGAGAAUGCUGUGAUCGCAUGGCUCUGCACAACGGUAGAGAUUGUCCCGUUGUGUUGGAAACUGCAGAGCGCAUUACCGCACUACCACUGGUGCACGUUUAACAGAAGGUUGGGGUGCCGGUGAAUAGCGGUGUGGUGUGUGUGUGUGUGUGUUGGUCAUGCGCGUCAGUAAGUAUCACUUCUCAUGACUGGGAUGCUAAGAAACGAGAAUAACUCCAGAUAAACACUAAAUCCACAAUAUUACGUAAGAUCACACACUGCAUUAAUUGUUUUUAAGAAGCCUUAAAGUAUUAGUCUUUCAAGAACUCAAGUUCCUCAUUCCACCACAUGCCAAGGAGAGUUUUGCUAUGUGGUCUGUGUGUGUAGCGUAUUGAGCCCUGUCCUCUCAUCUGUGUGUGUAGGUCUGGCCACGUCGUUUCUUCAACGACAAGAACAGCAACAUCACCAAAGACCUGCUGGACAUCCUGGUGGAAGCCAAGCAGGAAGUACCCUCCUGGCUGGAGAGCCUGGGUUACGAGAACCAGCACAAGGGCAACACGGGACGCGGACGCUCCAAGAGGUACACACACUCGCACACCUUUUCAGGGAAGUUAACGGACCACUUAUGUUGAUUUUUAGAUCAAAGAUAUUCUCAAGAAAGGAGAAUGCCAACUACUUGUUCUGUGUAUCAACCUUUCCUCUCUCUCCACCCAGGUUUUCCUCUGGUGGAUUUGGUGCCAGGGACUACCGCCAGACACCCGGCGGCGGCGGCUUUGGAGGUGGUGGUGGGCGCGGCGGCCCUCGCACCGGGGGUCACGGAGGAGGAGGAAGUCGUGGCGGCUUCGGUGGAGGUAAGAGCUAGGCCCUCUUCAGAACCACUCUGAAUGUCACUUUAGUUUUUAUCAUGAUCAUUUGGAAUGAACGUUUCGAUCAUGUGUGAGGGGUGAUCUCUGCUGUUUUUAUCGCUGUAUGUGAAUUACUGAAUUUAUUGGACUUUCUAUCUAUUUGAGAUUUGACCCCUGUCCUUCCCAGGUGGCUUUGGAGGCGGAAACUCCUAUGGUGGCAACGACGCCGGCUACGGUGGCAACUACAGCCACUCCGGUAGUGGAACUGACUGGUGGGGCAACUAG
This is a messenger RNA of Coregonus sp. 'balchen', 15698 nucleotides long. Lineage: Eukaryota; Metazoa; Chordata; Actinopteri; Salmoniformes; Salmonidae. The record is from the annotation of a GenBank genome assembly.